AUGAUUUCCAUAUCGACACUUUUCCCGGCCUCGCUUCUUCUAGCGGGCGGCUUAGUGGCUGCCCAGACAGAGAACUUCGAAGCAGAGCUCUUCAAGCCGACAAGAUACAUUGUUGAAUUUUCCGAUGCUGGCUCGGCAAAGUUCAGGAAACGAGAUGGAGAGAGUGAUACGGAGGCUUUUAUUAGUAUACUCCAGGACGGGGGCGUAAAUGCGGAGCCAGCCAUUACCUUCAACUCUGAACUGUUCCAUGGAGCCUCAUUUGAGGUCACCAGUGCUACGGAGCAGGCUGUAGCUGACAUCCUGAACCUCCCUGAGGUAGGGAGACUGUGGCCGGCAGCAUAUAUGACACUUGAUGCCGAGUCCCAAGGUUUCCUCCAAGACUCAGAAUUCCUCGCUGCUUGGGAUCCUCAUAAAGAAACCAAUGUGUCCCAAGUUCACGCCCUGGGCCACAAGGGCGAAGGUGUCGUCGUCGGCAUCGUGGACACCGGCGCCGAUUACACCCACCCCGCUCUGGGGGGCGGCCUCGGCGCCGGCUUCAAGAUCGAUGGCGGUUGGGAUUUCAUAGGCGACUCGCCGGACGUCAUGGACUGCAAUGGCCAUGGAACCCACGUCGCUGGUAUCAUUGGUGCCGAUGAUAAGUACGUUCAGGGCGUUGCGCCCAAGGCUACACUCCGACCAUACAAAGUCUUUGAUUGCUCGGGCGGUGCAACCGAGGAUACUGCCAUGGCGGCAUUUAUACGGGCGUAUGAGGAGGGUGCAGAUGUAAUCAAUGGCUCCUUGGGAGCAGACCGCGGAUUUCCAGACGGGGCAAUUGCUCUCUUGCUUUCAAGGAUCCAAGAGCAAGGCGUUCUCAUCGUUGUCGCGGCAGGGAACUCGGGUGCGCAAGGGCCUUUUUACACUACGAACCUAGGAAACAACUUUGGCGGACUCACCAUUGGCAGUAUUGAACAUGAAACUCUGAUUGCGCAUCUGAUCUACACUCUAUGUCACAAUGAACUGACGUGGUUCUUCUGUAAGGCCUAUACCAGCAAUGAUGGUCGACCAUUCAACAGGACCGGAAACGUCACUGCCUCAUGGCUGGCCGCGGAUACACGGACAUUUAACCCUUGCCUUCAAUGGACAGCACCAUCCCCAAUUCCAAACGACAACCUCAUCGUUUUACCACGCAACACUCUUUGCAGCUGGCAGAGCCAUGAUAACAUCCUCAACAACAGAGCCGACUGGGCAUUCUGGUACAAUCUCAAGGGUGCUGAGUACGAAGUUCCUAGCCGCCUGAUAUAUGAUCCCUCAGUCCAGCCUGUAGGCACGGCCUUGAUUAGUUACGAGGAUGGCGACUGGUUAGUCAGCCAACACGAGAACGGCUACGAUGUCACCUACAGUUUCGACCCUGAUAGCUCUCCGGUGGCUGCUGAGAGACCAAGCUGGGCAGGUGGUAGACUCGAUAAUUGGAGUUCAUGGGGUCCUACCAUCGAUGGGCGAAUGAAGCCCGAGGUUGUUACGCCAGGCGGUACGAUCUACAACACUGCUGCGGGCGGCGGCUGGGUCACGUAUUCUGGAACCAGCAUGGCUUCUCCAUAUGCUGCUGGCCUCGGUGCUCUCGUCCUUGGUGUGCACGGCACUCGCGCGGAGAGAUCUGACGCAGCUGCUUCCGCUCGUCGCCGAAUAAUCGCCAGCACUAGAUCAAUCAAAAACCCAGACGGGUCUGGUGCACCCGCUUCGGUUGGCCAGCAGGGCGCGGGCCUGGUUGAUGGAGUCAAGGCAGUGCUCUAUUCGACGACUGUCAACCCGUCAUACAUCCAACUCAACGAUACGGAUAAUUUCAAGUCUACCCAUGAGAUACAGAUUACCAACAAUGGAGACGAGCAGGUAACAUAUAAACUAAGCCACAGCACUGAGCCGACAUAUUUCCCCCGAAACGCUGAAACUGGCAUUUUCAUCCUAUCGCCGCCCCAUUCCACUGAAAGUGGCGACCUGGCCAGUGUCGAGCUCUCAGUUGAGGAGGUUACCAUUGCCGCUGGUGAGACUGUAAGCGUUGAAGUUCAAUUUACUGAGCCUUCCACAAGUGACAACAGCACGUUUCCCAUAUAUGGAGGUGCCAUUGUUGUAUCCGGAAACAAUGACGAGACCGUCCGCGUAUCUUACUUGGGUCUCAAAGGUUCCAUCAACAACUUUCCUCACUUUGGCGGUACUAACCCAACUUUUCUGGAUCCUGACGGCCAGGCCAUGACAGAAGGAAUUAUCUACUCUUUCAAUGAUCAAAACGUCCCUUACCUGCCAUUUCUCAUCGCAUGGUCAACAAAGGAGUUCAGUUUUGAUUUUGUCGGCAAGGACUGGUCACCCGAGGACUGGACCUGGCCACUUGUCCCUGGAGAGAAGAACUUCUUUGGCAGCUUCCGGACUGUUGGUGACGGGAAUGACUUCGUGGUCGCUGACUUCCCCGUCGUGAACUUCCCACGGAUAAGUAGACAAUUCCACGCCAGGCCGACUGGUACAUUCUCAUGGGGCGGGGAGCUGGUGGAUGGCGAGUAUAGAUAUCUCAGAAGGUCGUUGAAGACUUUUGGGGACCCGAACAAGAUCGAGAAUUGGCAGUGGGAUCUGUCGCCGUGGUUUGGCGUGCAGCGCGGCGCUUAA
This is a messenger RNA of Clonostachys solani, 2631 nucleotides long. The record is from the annotation of a GenBank genome assembly. NCBI's taxonomy places the organism in Eukaryota, Fungi, Ascomycota, Sordariomycetes, Hypocreales, Bionectriaceae.